GCAGCUACCCCGGCCGGGCACAGCAGACCCCAGUCUUGCCGCGGCGGUCGCCGAGUACGUGCCGACGGUUUCGUUUUUCAUUUUUCCUCGCGUUGUUGGUGGCUGCGCUUUCAACCGAGGAGGCCCUCGACUCUCUGUGUGAUACAUUCUCCGACAGGCUGCGUACUAGUUCUUGGUGAAAAUCAACCCCCAGUGUGUUACGGGAAUCUUGUGCAAAGAUGACGCGAUUCUUAGACGCGACAAUAUCGCGCAGAUGCAAACCGGAAGUGGACUAGAAAGAGCCUAGACGCUCGCAGAAGUAAGACUCGCGAUACAUGGUGGAGUGACGGACCAAGAGAAUGGACCCGUGCGAAGAGGGCUGCACUCGAGGGACGAGGCUCGUCGAGACUCGUCGAUUUGAUUUCGCGUCGAUACGCGCUUCGCUUAUCGACAUGUGGCAUUAGAAUGCAUUGAUCGAGGAAGGCAGUGCGGUGAGAUUAGGAGAGAGGAAGUCCGCGUGGAGAGUGGACGACGAUGCAUCACGCAAGCGGCGGUGGCGGGCCUCAAGAGCGGGUGCACCAGGCCCCACGACCGACCCAGCCCGACAAGUGUCCCUACGAAGUGUCCUAUCAGGCGCAGAUCCCGGAUUGCUGCGCGGCCGCAGUAGCGGCACAGGACCCGUAUCCACGUCCGCCCAGCGGCUACGACGGCAGGUGUUACGAUGAAUGUCAUCGCGGAACGCCGUAUCAGGAGGAAACCUACUCUCAGGAUGUAUCCUCGACAUUCCAUCGACCACAGUCUAGACUGGGCUACGAGGACCGUCCUCAGUCCCGAGUGGGAUACGCCUCGGAUUCCAGGUGUGCCAGCGGACUCGGAUACGAUGAUACCGGUGGGGGUUACUUGGAUCAGAGUGAUCCGAGAAUGUAUUGCACCGGCGGUUAUUGUAUGGGGGACACGAUGAUGGCUACGAGUAGAGGCGUGUGCGGCGAGGAGGUCGAACUCGACAUGCGGAGGCACAUUCAGGCUUGCGCCUGCACAUGCAACCACAUGGGUUACGGGAAUUACAUGGACUAUCAGACCACGUGCCUAACAGAACUGCCAGACGUGGCGCCGUGCAACGGCACCGUGCGACUACCGCCGCCGUGCGAGGACUCGCCCAGCAGCGGCAGCAGCAAGGACCGCCGAGACGAGAGUCCUCGCAGGAGGUGUCGGCUGUUGGCGCCUGUCCUGCUCCUAGUGGCCUUCCUGCUCCUCGGAGGACUCUGUCUGCCGUUUCUCCUUCAAUCUGCGCCUGCCACGCACCAGCAAAGACUGGACGUGAUCAGGAGGAUCCUCACUGAAGUGCCUCUGAUCGACGGGCACAACGAUUUGCCCUGGAACGUUAGAAAAUUCGUACACAAUCAACUUGGCGAGGUGAACCUGAGCAGCGAUCUUGGCAGGGUCGACCCUUGGGCCAGAUCGGACUGGAGUCACACGGAUAUUCCUAGAUUACGCGCUGGCCUCGUCGGUGCACAGUUCUGGUCCGCCUACGUUCCUUGCGGUGCCGCUCAGUUAAACGCAGUCCAACUUUCGCUGGAACAGAUCGACGUGAUUCGUCGUCUCGCCGAAAUGAAUGCUCAACACUUAACCCUGGUUACCUCCGUCAAAGGUCUCAUCGAGGCACACCGAGAAGGCAAAAUCGCGAGUCUGAUCGGAGUGGAAGGCGGUCAUUCCUUGGGGAAUUCUCUGGGUGUUCUCAGGACAUUUUACGGCCUGGGAGCGCGGUAUCUUACUCUGACACACGCGUGUGACACUUCCUGGGCAGUCUGUUCGGUUGGCGAGACGAACAACACUCAGGACUCCACGCCGGGCCUCAGCGAAUUUGGAAAAGCAGUCGUGAGGGAAUUGAACAGGCUAGGCAUGUUGGUCGACCUCUCGCAUGUCUCGACAAGAACGAUGAGGGCGGCCUUGCAGACGACGAGGGCACCGGUGAUCUUCUCGCAUAGCGCUGCCAGGGCGCUGUGCAAUUCUACCAGAAACGUGCCAGACGACGUGCUCAGAAAUCUGGCUAAGAAUGGCGGAGUGGCGAUGGUUCCUUUUUAUACGUACUUCAUAACGUGCAACAGUACCGCUACCAUAAAAGACGUUAUUGCACACAUCAAUCAUAUACGUAAGGUGGCGGGGAUCGAUCACGUCGGGAUCGGAGCAGGCUUUGACGGGAUAAAUUUCACUCCCACGGGCUUGGAGGAUGUCUCGAGGUAUCCGCAACUAUUGGCUACUCUGCUAGAAGAUCCGACAUGGACGGAGGAAGACAUCAAGAAACUGGCUGGCCUCAACUUACUCAGAGUAUUCGCAAAAGUCGAACAGGUUCGUGACGAGUGGCACAGGGCAGCGGUGUUACCCGUCGAAAAGAUCAGCCCACCGGACAACUCGGCCUGUGUCUACGGCGCAUCUUGAUCCUCUUUGAGGACACUGGUGCCGGGAUUUCUCGACUUUGUGCGAUCAUCGAAAAUUCUGCGAGUAUCACGGUAUUACUGGAGUCUGUGAGGACAAGGCGUGCCCCAAAUCGUCAGAAGCUGCGAAAAACUCAUUCUAUGAGAAGGCUCCACGGAUCCAUCUCUAAUCUCUCUAAAACGGCCAAACUUGAUCGACGAAACCGCAAAAUGACUGCCGAUUUUUACUUCGAGGAUCUCAUCGCGCCUUAAAUAAAAUUUUACCGCGAGACCAAUCUCUCCGCGGAAUUGAUGGCAUCGAGGAUCCUUCGUAUCUCUCUACUCGUCCCCAACAGUCUUCAAAAUCUCAGGAUUAACGCUGUUCGCGAUGGUGUGAUGCCGAUUACGACGAAAAAUUUUUCAAUUUUAAAUCGAUACUUUCUCCAUGCUCGUAAAUUAUUGACAUAUAACAUAUUGCAAUUGUUCGCCCGGCGUUUCCGUCCAGAUUCGAAACUCGUUUCGAAUAUAUCCGGAAACUUGACCAUUGCUUUGCAACUUGCAUCGCAAACGAUAUCAUUUCAAGUAUGCGGUGCAUUCUAAUUUGGAAUAAUCACAGACACAGAAUACAAGUUUACGAAUUGCAAUUUUUGCAAUCUAUCAAGAUACAUUUAGAAAGAUUUGUUUUAAACAGCUUGUAUAAAUUAUUUCGCGAAUCUCAAGAACGAUCGAACGGAUCCUCGGGAAAAACUCUCUUGCAAGAGAUUUAUUCUUUGUUUAUUCUUAGCGUACAUUUGAUACCAAUUAUAGCCGUCUGAUUCUCGUAUCGUAUUUAUCACCAGCACGAACUUUACACGUUAGAAUAAUAAAACAGAAUCAGAAUGAAAACAGAUAGCUAUCUGGGUGUAGUACAAGUAACUACAAACAGAUUGCAGCAACUAUAAUGCUCGAUUACAAAGAAUUUCCGACAGCAAAACGCUUCGGAAAUAAAAGCCGACAUAACACGAUUAUCAUCUCAGGCAUUAUACUUGUUAGCGUUCUUUAUAUAUACAUUCAGCAGGAAGAUCACAAUCACACAUCAAGAGGCAAAUAGUACUUUUGUAAUUUUUAGGUAAAUUAACGAGACUAUAUUGUACAUAUAUUUUGAAAAAAUGUCCUGAAUACUGAGAAAUAUUCGUUCCUACGUUAUGCAAGAGUUAUAAACUCAUACACAUUUUACAUACUCAUGCAAAAUUUAUAGAUAUUUCUAUCAUCUGAGUUGUUUCAUGUAGAGAAAUUUCCUUUUUAGAUUUUUCAAACUUAAUAUACGGAAAACUAUUCGUAUUCAAACACUUAUAUAAUUUUAUUAAGAGAAAUUAUUGAUAUUUUGAUGGUUGUUAAGAAGAAGUGACUCGAAAUUUGUCAAUAAAAAUACCAUUGAUUACUGCGGUAUUUGCCAACGGUAUUUCGAAACUUCUUAUGUCUUAUAUGAAUGUCGAAUCAGACAAGUGCACUUAUAUAAUGUGCAAAUGUAACGAAAUCCUGAUAUAAGAUUAAGAAUUCGAUGAAAAGAAUAUAAAAUCUUUAGCGAUUCACUGAAACUUGAAAAAAUGUUUGUAUACGCGUCAACAAAAGGAAGGAAAACAAAGUCUUGUUUUAUGUCAAAUUUCUGUAAUAGCAACGCGAUAAAUCGACAAAUUUUCGUGUCAGUGUCAAUUUUCGUAUCUCUUUUAUUUUCGUCUUUUUCGAGAAUUGAUUGCUUUAUACAAAAUAUGAAAUUAACAUUACUUCAUCUAACAUGCAUCAGUAGACGACGGCACUUGACGCUUUUAAUUAAAUCGAUUCACCAGAGAGCGUCAGCUAUCAACGUGAAAUGUAUUCGGCACGUAGCUUGCAUUACAUCGCAUAUCGUACUAAUCCGCGUUCUAUUUCGACUAUGCUUACUCGAGUGCAUACGUAACCCGUGAGUCUAGCCGUUAUCAAUAUACCGAUGAACACUGCCAUGCUUUUAUCUUACAAUGAUCUUGACUCCUUUGAAAUCAUCAGUUUCGAAAACAUCGCGAUAGAUUGUUCACAUUGACAAUUUAAACAAUACAACAGAAUUGCGUUAGGAAGACUUCAUUGAUAAUUUCAAGUUGCAAUUCACAUGCGCUUACAAGUUUCUCACAACGUGAUAGGUCCGAUAGUACGCACUAUCCGACACUAUCCAGCUAACCAGCCAGCAUCUGACUACACGAGAAAUCUGUCAUCCUGAAUCGUCGUAUAGUCACAAGUUUUACGAAAAAAAAAUAAAACGUUAAUUAAACGAAUCACGAAAAGAAAACUUAACGCAAUCUAUAUCUUUCGAGAACUAUCGCUACGCGAGUUGUCUAUACCGAAAAUGACAUAUAAUAAUUUUCAGUAUUUACAAAAGAACGUUGCAUUCGCACGAAUCUAGGAUGUAUCAACUUGCGCCAUUUAAAAUAAUGACCAAUAACUUGUGCAUUUGUGAGAACAAUCAAUGCCUUUAACCUGCGACGUCAUUUCACGAACAAUGGAAUGUUUGUUCAUAGAAAUUGUCAAAGAACUCUUGACUCUAAACUCCCGACAAACGACAUGCUUUUGCAAUCUGUUAAGAAAAAUGCAAGAAUUUAAAGGAUUCGAUCAUUAACAUACCAAAGAUAUGUGCAAUCGUUGGCUGAAUUUCUCUCUGCGACAAAAUUCGAUUUUCGAUUGAGCAAAAGACCCAAAUUCCUUUUUCCUCAAAUUAAAGCUAACAAAAUGCAUUUGUCUCAAGAGAUCUAGCAGAUAUGUUUAAAAUGGUCAAAAUAAAAAAAAGGAAUUUACGAUUAACCAUAGUAGCGAGAUACAGUUCUCUUUUACAUACAUUUUAGCAGCAAUAAUGCAAGUAACCGCCAGGUAGUCUACUAUUAAGUAGCAUAAACGACCAAUAGGAGGAUAUGCAUAAUUUCUAAUUCGUACAGAGUAAGUCUAACAAGUAUGUAAUUACGGCACUUUGCUCAAUACCACCGAUUAGGGCGUCAGGAAGAUAUACGUGCAUACCGUUCUUUCUACAGCGUUUCUGUAAUGUGUAAACCCUUGAUGAAUCCUUCGACUACGUUUCGAUGAAGGAAAAUGAUCGUCACGAUUAUUCUUUAUAAAUCAUUUGUAAGAUGUUUCCUUCGCGCGUGGUGAAACACGAGCGAACGCUGAGACAAAUGCUGUGAACCGAUUUGAGUCGAAGGAAUACUUAGAUAAUCAUUCUCCGAGAGCGAUAUACGAGCGAGUAAUAUAGCCGAACGCAUGGGCAUUCAUUCGGGAUUGAGAAAAGAGAUCCUAUUGUCAAAGGUAUCGUGAAGAACUGGAAUAAUUUCGAGCGUUUCGAGAAUGUGGACGCGAAAAUCGUCAAAUCUAAUUGUAAAUGUCUGUUAUUUUUUAUUUAUUGAUAAUAUCGGCGAAAUUAAUUUAAAUUAAACGAAUCGACGUACCGUGAUUCUCGAGUUUGAUUUGUCUCUUUUGAAAUGACGCUUGCGUUUACAUUUUACCUAAGCCAUUAUACAAAAUACAAAAAAAUCAAAAAAGGAACAUUAGAAGAAAAGAGACAAACGUGAAACAUUCUUUUCUCGAAUAGCUCGACGAAUUAUUCUUCCGAUAGAUGAAACAGUGUUCAUUUUGUAAAACGUAACACAAGUAGAAUGAUCACAAUUGUGUAUGCGUAGAAUUCAUUUUUCUAAGAUGAUACAUAGCGCGAAUCGAACAUAGAGCGAAAUCAGAGGAAAAGUGCAAGAAAGUGAUGAGAAGAGAAAAGAAAAGCGAACAAGAAAUCUUAGCUACAUAAAAACGUGUAUAACAUAAACAACUCACACACGCAACUGCCUAGAAACUCAGAUUAAUGAUAUUAUACUUAUUAUAUUAUAUACAAUUAAUAAUAUAACAUGUCUAAACGCACAAUAAUGGGCGAGUUUGACGGGACGUAGGAUGCGUCCGUUAGAUACAAUAGAAUGUAUUCAAUCAUGACUGAGUAGACGCGUACGUGCUUGUACUCGCAGUGCGCUAUACGCCUGCAGUGUCCCAAACAACUCGGAACAUAUUUCAAUGACAGAUACUAAGGGCCAAAUUUGCCAUAAUGCCAUAAUUUUAAUGCUGAGCAGUCGAUAGCCACGAACAAUCCAAGUAUUGCGAGCGGAAAUAUAAUUAACUUUAAUUUCGGAAAUUUUGAUUAGCCCGAUAUCUUAUGCUAGAACGUAAAAAUUGCGGUACGAUAAGCUGUUUGACGAUAUUUUCGUUAAAGAAGAAUUAGCUUUGCAUGAAUAUUAAAUAUAAUAGAAAUGAAUAAUCGGUUAUGAAAAUACUGUACUGGUACUGGUAGUUUUGAGAUACAACCGUACAGCCGGCAGAAGGAGCGAAUCAGAUCGUAAUAGUACAUAUGUACUCGAGAGAGAGGGAGAGAGAGAGAGAGAUCAUAACGCGACACAUUUCUGACCGUAGCUACGAUAUUUUUCACUUCAUUCGAUGAGGAUAAUGUACUCCCGAUCACUUACCGCGAAACAAGUUUUGCGGUCGAAUACCGAUAUAUCGAGUAAUACGAGCGACAACAAAUCACUUGAUUCAGUCUUUACCAAGAUUGCCGAUUUCGCUAUCUCGGCAAAGGUAUGAUUUGGAAAGGUAAACCACUCACACGGGAAGGGCUCUACAUAUCUCUCUUUUUAUUACGACUUUCGGAUAGUUCAAUGAUGUAAAUGCAAGAAAAAUCAAUCGCGCUGUCACAAUGCUGUUUCGCAUAAAACGCACGCCUAUGAACACCAACGAGAUAUUCGCCGAGAUAUUGUCCAAGUUUAUUUUGACUUAACAAUUUCCACAUUCGACCAAGAUGAUACUUUCAAUUUAAUGAAAGACAGAUUGCAACUUUCACCGACUCUUGAGAUAAAGACUCUUUGCAGGAGAAGUAACAUCACCGACUGUCACCAAGCUAAACGCGAGAAUCGAAUCAACGUUGAACACUCGUACAUGGUCCGAGAAAGAGCGGGUAGCCGUAAAUUUUCCAUUUUGCAAACUUUGUCGAGGACGUGAAACUUUCGUGCGCUCGCAUUCUCGAUUUAUCGCUUUGUCGAACGCUCGAGAUGAAUCCUAGAAAAGGUGACGAGUUGGAGCAUUCGGAAAUAUCGUUCUAAAGAGCGUCGCCGUUUAUCGUUGCGAAAACUUGGGAACGAGAGACGGAAUGGGAGGCGUUUAAGGAGAACUUUAUUAUCAACAAAUACAAGUACAAUCAGCAGGAUGCCUCGAGCUGUUCGAUGACUAUAUAUACAGCGUGUAAAAGUUUUUAGAAAAAUUGAUUAUGUGACAGGAUGAAAGCAAGAUAGAAAGAGAGAGAGAAAGAGAACGAAAGAAAAACGAAAUUUAACUGUGUGUGUGUGUGUGUGACGAAAAUACAUUUAACAUUGCAAGGAUUAACAUAUGGCCAAAUAAAGACAUUAUGAAAAUGAAGGCGAUAUAGAGAAAGUUUUAAUAAACUAAUUCUUAAUGCUAUAGACAAGAGACAUUAUCGAUACUUAUUAUCUAAGAAACAUAGUAUAUAUAUACAUGUGCGUAAAUAUAUAUAUAUAUAUAUAUAUACAUAUACGCAUAUGUAUGUGCAUACAUUACAAAUAGACACACACAAUCAGGAAGAGAAAAAGGGAGAGAGGAAAUGAAAAAAAGAAACAUACAUGUACAUGACAUCCUAUGAACGUAAUUAUAGUGUAUAUAUUAAUAUGUGCGUAAUUACAUUAAUAUCUAUGCAAAUUAGGCAUCAAUGUACUUGCGCACGUAAAAUGUGCAUGAGACUAAUUCACUUGCUAUUAUCCAUAUGACAACAGAUAAAUAUAUACCGUAUGCAUAUGUAGGAUGUCCAGAAAAAAACUAUCGCCAUUCCUCAGCUAUGAAUUCUUUGAUAAAAUUUUCAUAUCCAGAGAGAAUUUUUAAUUUUUUAUAUUCAAUGACUUAAAUAUCUUGAUGAGAAAAAUUAGAUUAAAACUUUGUGUCUAUGUGAAAAAGAUAUCUUAAAAGUAGACGUUUUAAGUUAGAAAAAGAAAGAUCUUUCAAUUUUUUGACGAAUCAAAAGCUUAACAACUUUUACUUAAAAAAUCUGAAAUUUGCAGUAUUGAAAGAAUUGUUAAAGAGAAAGGGCGGUGAUAAUUGUGGAACAUUCCAUAUAUAACGAAGAAAUGCGUGUGUGUGUGUGAGAAAGAGAGAGAGAAAGAAUAUAAAUGUAUGAAUGAGAGAAACAACUCAUGCGGAAGAAUGCAAAGAGAUUAGAAAUGCAAAUUAAUUGAGAAUUUUUUAAAGAAAGUCGAACCACAUUUUUCGAGUGUACACACACCGGUUUCGAUAAAUUUACGGAAACACAUUUACAAGUGGUACAUUUACUUGCAGUUUUAGUUAGAGUGCGAGAAAGGUAAAUUUAGAACACGCGCGUACGCACUAACUUUAGACGUUUGGGUUGGUUUGAUGUUAGAAACGAUAGAGAACGAAAGAGAACCUCUCGAAUCGAUCGUCGUAGAUGCGUCUGAAAUGCGGCAAUAAAAUCGAAUCGUAUCAUGAAAUGACGAGGUUGUUUCCGCGAAUAGUUAAUUAGUUUUAUUGGACCCUUAUCGUAGGGACAGUUUGCGCAUUUUUAAAAAACAAUCUUUUUUUUAAAUAUGCUGCGUAUCGGCUUAUCGACGAGAUAUAUGGCGCAUAACUCGCCGUUUGCUAAGUAGCUUUACAUUAAUUAGACGCGCUUACUUCGCUAUAAAAUUCAAUUUCAUUCUUAUACUACUAUACGCCAUCGAUAUUCUAUUACAAACCAUUUUAGCCAAUGAAUUAACAGCAUUUAUACUCGAACUUUCUUGAUAGUAGAUUACGGUCGUUAAAUUUUGGUAUACAAGUAAAAAGAAUAAGCGAUAAAGCGUGAUAGGUUGAAAGAGAUCUUUCGAAAACCUUUAAAAGCUUGCAAAUAUCGCACAUGAUACGUCGAGUAAAUUGUUGCAGCGUAUAGGCAAAUUAUUGAAACAAUUAAAUAAUCUUGCGCAAACUUUGCACGAUAAAUGCGAAAGGUGAUAAACUCGUCAACCUCGGCGAAACAAACAGAUUCGAUUUUAAAUGUCAAAUAUUCAAACAAAAUUGUUAUUUCGCGUAAGGAAACGAGUUUUGCGAAAAGCGGCCGACGAGCGGAAGACGAUCGCAACGGCAGCGAUUUUAUCUACGUUAAUCUAGAAGACAUUGCUGGAACAAUGAUUUGUACGCCUUCUAUGAAGGACCCUAGAGUACGUUAUGUUACCUAAUACCCAUAAGCACACAUUAUCUAAUAAAUAUUAUUUACAAAAUCAA
Messenger RNA from Ooceraea biroi (clonal raider ant), 9692 nucleotides. RefSeq names its product dipeptidase 1. The record is from RefSeq and is a predicted model, not a curated record. Gene Ontology annotation, biological process: proteolysis. Lineage: Eukaryota; Metazoa; Arthropoda; Insecta; Hymenoptera; Formicidae. Gene Ontology annotation, molecular function: metallodipeptidase activity.